Molecule: messenger RNA, 1653 nt
Organism: Seriola dumerili (greater amberjack)
Lineage: Eukaryota; Metazoa; Chordata; Actinopteri; Carangiformes; Carangidae
Product: ecto-ADP-ribosyltransferase 5-like
Exons: 5
Coding region: 353-1201 (282 amino acids)
Molecular function (GO): NAD+ poly-ADP-ribosyltransferase activity; NAD+-protein-arginine ADP-ribosyltransferase activity
Source: RefSeq, a predicted model, not a curated record
GUCAGUGCUCUGGAAAAUUGAGCUCAAGCAGACUAGCACUGUACCAGCAAGGAAGGAAGGAAGGAACUGAAAGGAGGCCUGGACGUUGAACAUGGAUUUGCAGAAUGGGAAGUAGCUGUUCACAAGGCGCAUCUCCAGGGAUUACCAAGGAACACACCACUCAUAUAGUCAUCAGGAAAGCAAACAGGGCUGCUUGGUGAGAUAAGUUCUUCACUUCCCAGAGAUGUGCGCUACAGAAAUUGAUCACACCCCUGUGGUUCGUAGUACAAGGACUUGAUUUCUUUUUAGUGCUCCCACAAAUUAAUUCCAUUUGCUAAAGCGGUCUGUGUAGAUUAUAGACAGAGACAAGAAGAUGCCCUUUAAAAUGUGGGAUGGAAGAAAACUGCUUCUUGCUACAGUCAUUUUCACAUCUCUCUACUACAGACUGGCUGCAAAGGAGACAAAACUCCUGGACAUGGCCAAAGAUGCUGUUGAUGCCUUGUACAGUAACUGCCAUAAAGAGACCAAGGAGAAGCUUAUCAAUUCAGGCAUUUUAGAAAAAGAGCUAAACCAGAGUCAGGGCUUCAAGAAAGCAUGGAAUUCAAACCCCCAGUGUGAACAGUGGAUGCCAGGAGGAAUAAAAGAAGAGAGUCUUGCACUUUCGGCAUAUGUUAAAGGGGAUGAAGACUUUCUGAAGACCUUCAACGACAAAGUGGAGACAAUGGGUGUAAAUGUUAGCACCUAUGAAAACCACUUCCAUUUCAAGUCUCUUCACUUCCUGCUCAUGCGUUCCAUGAAGGCAAACAAAUGCAAGACUGGAUAUUUUUUAUCAGACCAACAAUACAUGGCAAACGUAGGCUCAAAAGUGAGACUUGGACAGUUCAAGGAAGUUGAGGUAGACUUUAGUAAGUUUAAGGAAUUUGAGGAAUUCGAUGGGAAUUUCAUUGUAAACAUCACUUCUUGCUUCUUUGUCAACCUGAAUGACAACAAUUGUACCAAGGACAUUGUCAGUAAACUCUUGCUAUCUCCAGCUGAAGUGUUCACCGUGGAGAGUGUAAAUGACAAAGAUGAUGGUUCUUCUUUGUACAAGGAGAUUGUUUUGAAACAUUCCAAAGUGGAGAGCCAUCACGACUGCUACAUUUCACGGUCUCCAGCGGAUGUCUCCAACCAGUGGCUUGUGUUGGUGCUUGUGGCUUUAUCUCUUUUUUUCUCGAACUGCUAAGCAAGAACAAUUAGCAUCUCAGACUGCUGAGACAGCUGAGAGUUAAUAAAAUGAAAAAAAACACUGCUUUGUUUUUUUUUACAGCUUGAACAAUGAUAAAACUAUUUUGCUGUCAUGUCUGCCUGUUAAGGUGCUGAAAGCUUAUAUAGUUGGCUGCAAAUAUAUACUCAUGUCAUAGUUUUUUUAAUUACUUCUACCACAUGCUUUGAACAGAUGUCCUGUUUACUUUACUGUAUAUCAUUUACUUAUAUCAAUAUUUCUAAAACUAGUCAUGGGAGUGGAGUCCCCAGCAAGACGAGAACUGAGAAUGUUGCAGUUUAUGAUUGCCACCUUAAUGCCUAAAUCACCAGGGUGUAUAAGGCAAUUUCAACUGAUAAUAUCAGCUUUGACAGCAUUUGGGAGAGAGGGUUGAACUUUAGAAAUACAUAAACAAAUAAACUGGUUGAACCGCC